Molecule: messenger RNA, 879 nt
Organism: Glossina fuscipes
Lineage: Eukaryota; Metazoa; Arthropoda; Insecta; Diptera; Glossinidae
Product: putative protein TPRXL
Exons: 1
Biological process (GO): vesicle-mediated transport; intracellular protein transport
Cellular component (GO): cytoplasm
Molecular function (GO): GTP binding; GTPase activity
Source: RefSeq, a predicted model, not a curated record
GGUGUGCCUGUUUUAAUAUUUGCUAACAAACAAGAUUUGCCUGGUGCUCGCGAGCCUAAGGAACUGGAAAAGCUUUUGGGUUUAUAUGAGUUGGCGACGCCUGCGCUACAGUACACUUCACUUGGUAAAGCGUCGUCGUCGACUGGGAACGUUGUUAGUUUCAACAACAGUAAUACUAUUAACAGGAUCCCUACUACCGAGAUCAAGUCUAACUUUGCAUCCGAAAGCUCAACACAAUUUAACAAUAUGUCGUUGCAAGGGUACGAAAAUAAUAUUAAUUGUUCAAUUUCUCGCAUAACAAGAGAUUUAAGCAUAACUUUACCUGCGAUAUCCACCUCACUGAGUUCAUCAUUAGAAGAGGCCUCCGUCUUAUCCGGUUCAAGCUCGAUGAAUAGAGAGAAAGCUCUAUCUGCACAAAACCCUAGUAACCUGAUAUUUCAAUCGUCUCCCUCUUCACUAGUAACAUCGCCUACAUCAACUAUACCUACAGGUGGUGCUAGUGCGAUUCUUUUACCUCAGAAGCUUACACUUUCUGCUGCGUCAACAAGUGUACAAUUAAAAAACAAUAGCGGCUGUACAAGCAGUGUCACACAAUACAAAGGCUGGCAUAUUCAACCGGCUUGUGCAAUAACUGGGGAAGGGUUACAGGAAGGAUUAGAAGCUUUGUACGAUAUGAUAUUGAAAAAACGUAAGCUACAUAAAGUAUAUAAAAAAAAAACGAUAAUAACUCAAAUUAAACAUUAGAUAAGCAGAUAAGUUGAACAGGAAAACAAUAGGUAUUUAUGUAAUAAGUGGAUAAGUUAUCUUAAUAUUUAAUGUUUUAAAUACGUUUAAUGGUCGUGAUAUUUUAGCUAAAACGAGACAAGAAGUGUUUGUUUA